Molecule: messenger RNA, 1512 nt
Organism: Pteropus alecto (black flying fox)
Lineage: Eukaryota; Metazoa; Chordata; Mammalia; Chiroptera; Pteropodidae
Gene: LRG1
Product: leucine rich alpha-2-glycoprotein 1
Exons: 2
Coding region: 60-1151 (363 amino acids)
Cellular component (GO): plasma membrane
Molecular function (GO): protein binding
Source: RefSeq, a predicted model, not a curated record
CAGGUAUAAGGCCACCUCACCAGACUCAGGGAACCUGGAAAGGAAACAGAGAGACCACCAUGUCCUCUUGGAGCCCAGAGCAAAGCCAGAGCCCAGGAGGCCUGGACCCCCAUCUUUCUAGAACCCUGUUCCUGCUGCUACUAAUUGUGGCCCCCUCUGCCCAGGGGGUCAUCCCAAACCCCGAAGCCUGCCAGGUGUUCCAGUCAGAUAACGGCAGCUCUGUCAACUGCUACCCGCCUGCCAAAGUCCCCCUGCAGCUCCCAGCCGACACCAUCUUCCUGUCUGUGGAGUUCUUGAACGUCACACAGCUGCCACCCCACUUCCUCCAGGGUGUCUCCAACCUCCAGGAACUGCACCUCUCCAGCAACGGGCUGGAGAGCCUCGCGGAUAAGUUCCUGCUGCCUGUGCCUCAGCUGAAGGUGCUCGAUCUGACCCGCAACGCUCUGAGCCGGCUGCCCGCCGGCCUCUUCCAGGUCUCGGCCGCCCUCCACACCCUGGUGCUGAAGGAAAACCAGCUGCAAAGCCUGGAGGCCUCCUGGCUGCUCGGCCUGAAAGCCCUCGGACACCUGGACCUGUCUGGGAACCGCCUCCGGACGCUGCCCCCUGGGCUGCUGUCCAACUUCACCGACCUGCGCAUCCUUGACCUUGGCAAUAACCAGCUGGAGACCUUGUCCCCUGACCUUCUGAGGGGACCGCUGAAGUUGGAACGGCUGCACCUGGAGGGUAACAGACUGAGGGCACUUGAAAAGGGGCUGCUGGCGCCUCAGCCUAACCUGCGCCACUUCUUUCUAAGUGACAACCAGCUGGCCGCGGUGGCAGCAGGUGCCUUCCAAGGUCUGAAGCAGCUGGACAUGUUGGACCUCUCCAACAACUCACUGACCAGCGUGCCCAAGGGGCUCUGGGCAUCUGUGGGGCAGCCCGGGGCAGCCCGAGACAUGAAGGACGGCUUCGACAUCUCCGGGAACCCCUGGGUCUGUGACCAAAACCUGGACGACCUCUAUCAGUGGCUGGUGGCCAAUAAAGACAAGAUGUUCUCCUCCAACGCCACUCACUGCGCCGAGCCUAUGGCCGUGAAGGGCCACACGCUCUUGGCUGUGGCCAUGUCCCGUGCGAAGCCUGAGGCCGGGGCGGAGACGGGGGUGGCGGCCUAGCAGAACACCGCACCCCACUAGGCAACUAACCCCCCUUUUUGAGGGUGAGGCCGGCUUUCCAUAGUUACCAGACCCGUUCUGCCCACGCUUUCCGAAACCCCCCUUAGGCGCCCCGGCCGCCCUGCCUUCGCUCCAGCUGCACCCCCUUCUAGGAACGGCUCCCCAGUGACCAGAUGGCUUGCCCUCCCGGCUCCCUCAGCUCCCCUGCCCUCCGUCUGGCCCAGCCCUGGUCACACCGAGGCUGCCCCUAUCUGGCUCUGUCUCCUUCAGUUUGGGGGUCUCUCUGAGCACAGAGCCUGGGGCCAAGCUGCCUCUUACUCAACACUUAGUUAGGGGUCAGACCCCAGAGGUUUAAUAAAUG